This is a messenger RNA of Loa loa (African eye worm), 300 nucleotides long. RefSeq lists its product as hypothetical. Bases 1 to 300 code for a protein of 99 amino acids. Gene Ontology annotation, molecular function: protein binding. NCBI's taxonomy places the organism in Eukaryota, Metazoa, Nematoda, Chromadorea, Rhabditida, Onchocercidae. The transcript is spliced from 2 exons. The record is from RefSeq and is a predicted model, not a curated record.
AUGACUGAAAGUAAACUGUUACUGAGAAGAUCAUCCGUUGAUAUACCUUACGGUUUUAUCAUACGACAUAUCUCAUUUUAUCCAUCUAAGGGCAGUUCAAUUGAGGGGAUGAAAUGUCCACAGAAACCAUUUUAUGUCUUAAUAAUUCUAAGUGUGAAACCAGCAAGUGUGGCGGAUAAAGCAGGUCUACGAACUGGUCAUCAGAUCAUCGGAAUGAAUGGACAUGGUGUCAACCGUUUGAAUUACAGCGAUGUUUGCCGAAUUACCGAAAGGUUAUUUAAGUUUGUGGUUAAAUUUUAA